Scophthalmus maximus (turbot) is the source of this 4541-nucleotide messenger RNA. It is a transcript of the gene slc45a1, whose product is annotated as solute carrier family 45 member 1. Gene Ontology annotation, cellular component: membrane. Lineage: Eukaryota; Metazoa; Chordata; Actinopteri; Pleuronectiformes; Scophthalmidae. The coding region runs from base 177 to 2606 and encodes 809 amino acids. Gene Ontology annotation, molecular function: sucrose:proton symporter activity. Gene Ontology annotation, biological process: transmembrane transport. The transcript has 9 exons. The record is from RefSeq and is a predicted model, not a curated record.
GGGACGGAGGAUGCAUCGGGGGGGGGGAUGACUGCAUCAAAGAGCAAAAAACAUACAAACUCAAAAGAAAGAAAGCCCCAAUCAUGACUCCUGUAAAUCAUAGAGGCCGCGCCUUGUACAUUGUUCCGCAAUACAUGACGAGCCGCCCCCGCUAAGUGUAGGCUGGCCUGAGAGAGAUGUCAUCUCCGGGCAUGGGCACCCCCACUGACCCCCUCUUGGCCAGUCCGGGAGGGAGGUUAUCCACGGCCCAGGAGGGUCUAUGGAGGAGCUCACUCCCCAAAACCGCCAGCUUCCCGACGUCCACCACUCGGCACCUCAGUCACCGGGCGAACAACUUCCAAAGACAGCCAAAGCGCCGGAAGCUGAUAAGACCUUCUCCACCCCCGCCGCCCAACACGCCCUGUCCUCUGGACCAGCUGGACCUCAGUGAACUUCCUCCGAGGCGAACCUUCCAGGAGCUACUCUUCAACGGCUGCGUCCUGUUUGGUAUUGAAUUUAGCUACGCCAUGGAAACGGCGUACGUGACGCCCGUCCUCCUGCAGAUGGGUCUGCCUGAUCAAUUCUACAGUUUGGUUUGGUUUAUUAGCCCCAUACUAGGAUUCCUCGUUCAGCCUCUCUUGGGAGCUUGGAGUGAUCGAUGUACAUCCCGCUUUGGUCGAAGGAGACCUUUUAUAUUUGCCUUGGCCAUAGGGGCUUUGCUUGGUCUAACCCUGGUGCUGAAUGGACGGGACAUUGGAAGUGCUCUGGAUGACACAGCUUCAAAUCACAAGUGGGGAAUUGUCCUGACGGUGUGCGGCGUGGUGCUGAUGGACUUCAGUGCUGAUUCGGCCGACAACCCGAGCCAUGCCUACAUGAUGGAUGUAUGCAGCCCAGAAGACCAGGAUCGGGGGUUGAACAUCCAUGCACUGCUGGCAGGACUAGGAGGUGGAUUUGGCUACAUAGUGGGCGGCAUCAACUGGGACCAGACACAGUUUGGCCGGUCGAUGGGAGGUCAACUGCGGGUCAUAUUCAUGUUCACGAGUGUCACUUUGGUGUUCGCCACAAUCAUGACUCUGUUGAGUAUCCCCGAACGGCCGUUACCAAAGAGCCAGCCAAACAAAAACUCCAGCAAAAACCAUUUGAAGAGCCCCAGUCUUCCUCUUCCUCCCUCUCCACCUGUUGCCCCCGGAUCCACGUUUGGACUGGAUGAGGAAGAUGAGGAUGCUCUUUACAGCUACAAUAUCUCAACAUCUCGCGCUCCUGACCCACUGGCCCAUUCUUGCAGUGCCAAUGCAUGCCUCUGUCCUGGCCUCAGUAGCCCCAUAUCGCCACUGAGCCCCCUCACUCCAAAGUAUGGCAGCUUUAUAAGUAGGGACACCUCACUUACGGGCAUCAAUGAGUUUGCCUCCUCAUUAGGAACCUCCUAUAUAGACAGUGUGCUCAUAGACUGCUAUACAGGUCAGCAUACGCCCCAAGCCCUAGCCCCUAACUCCACCACCGCACCACCGCCUCCAGGGGACUCCCCUCUUCCUGAGGGGUUCACACAGGGGACAGGGAGUCAUCCUGUAGGACAGACCCUGGCUGAUGUGGCAUCUCAUCCGGCUGGAGGAGCUCCGGAUGCAGAAGUGCCCCAGCGCGAGGGAGAUGCACAAUCCCACGCGGCAUCUCAGGUCACAGCUGGAGCCGGGUCACAUCGGGGGUCCAAUGCUGGUAUCCUGAAGCGACCCCAGAGUCUUGCACUGAUCGAGGAGCCCAUGGAAACACAGAUAGUUGGGCUGGAGAACGGACGCAGGAGAACAGUGACCUUCAGCCAGCAGGUUGCAAACAUUUUGCUGAAUGGGGUGCGCUAUGAGAGUGAUCUGAGUGAGAACGUCGGGACGGGAGAAUCCCAAUUGUCACUGAAGCUGCUGUGUAUAGCCAUCUACAGGAUGCCUCCCUCCCUGCGGAGUUUAUGCACUAAUCAUUUUUUGGGCUGGCUGUCCUUUGAAGGCAUGCUGCUCUUCUACACCGACUUCAUGGGGGAGGUUGUGUUCAAAGGAGACCCCAAAGCACCCCACGACUCGGAGGCUUACCAACGCUACAAUGCUGGCGUAAGCAUGGGCUGCUGGGGCAUGUGCAUCUAUGCAUUCAGUGCUGCUUUCUACUCAGCCAUAUUGGAGAAACUCGAGGAGCGUUUCUCUCUUCGCACUCUGUAUUUUUUCGCCUACCUGGCGUUUGGUCUGGGCACCGGCCUGGCCACAUUGUCCACCAACCUCUACGUGGUACUCUCUCUCUGUGUCACCUACGGGGUGCUCUUCUCCUCUCUAUGCACGCUGCCUUACUCUCUACUGUGUGAAUACUACCAGAGCCCACAGUUUUGUGGCUCGUCAGAGGAAGGGACCAAACGAGGGAUGGGGGUGGACAUCUCUCUGCUCAGCUGCCAGUACUUCCUGGCUCAGAUCCUGGUCUCUGUGGCGAUGGGACCUCUGACCUCACUGGUGGGUGGGGCCCAGGGAGUGAUGUACUUUGCAAGCCUGAUGUCGUUCGUGGGCUGCCUGUACUCCUCUCUCUGCAUGGUGUACCAGCUGCCCCCCCCUGAGGGUGAGCCCCCCGAUAGCGAGACCCAGCCACUGUUGGUGCACAUUUAGAAAAGCCUCUUAAUUCACCUUUACCUCACAUUCACAUUCACACACACACACUCGUACACACACUCGCGCCGAGCAACGGCGCAAGUGUGUUGACCUUCCCACCACUGAUAGGGCAAACGCACUGUACAUCCUGCCGCACACUGUACAGCACAACGCCAUAUGUUGUUUCACGCUAAUCAGCACCGCUCUUCUCAGAGCUAGACAGACAGACAGACAGACAUUGGCCACUGCUCUAUCAUGUGUAUACAUGACCAGUGUGCCCAUACAGUGUGUGUGCCCAUGCAUCCUUUUUCCUAACUUUUGCAAAAGAAUGUGCGACCUUUUUGAAUGAGGUGUGGGACGACUGGAUUUAUUUGUCGGUGUGUGUGAGAGAGAGUGAGACUGUGUGUGACUUUGUUGAUUAUAGUUCUUGUGUGAGACUCUUUGUUGUAAAAUCAUCUUUUCUUGCCUCUAAAUUGUGUCAAUCACUACACACAGGCUAACCUCAGCUUUCCCCUCUUUAUCUUCCUUUAUCAGUUGCCUAACGUCUGCAUGAGCUGCAAUAUAAUGUUUUGUUUUGGGUCACACGGCCAAGGGAAUGUCUACCUGCCUGUUCCUCUGAGUUGGCGUACUUGCAUCGCACCUCGAGCAGGAUUUUUCUGACUAAACGAAUGUGCUGCCAGUGAACACUCAUUAUUAACACUCACUAUUGCUCUUUAGGCAUAAUUUAGCGAACACAUACUUGAUAUUUACGUGAAGCUGAACAGUGCUUAAUCACAGUUGCGGUCUUGAAGGGCUUUGCAUUAUUUCAACUGCCAGUAGAAACUAAAACUUUCCACACGAUCCAGUCAUUAUGUGACUAUUCUAUCCCCACAUUUCCCUUUUUUUUGUGCUGGGUGACGCUUAAUCAAGCCCCAUGUUAUCAGUACAAUGACAAUAAAUUCCCUGAUCAGCACAGAGCCACGACUAAUAGGAUGACACACACUAACACACGCUUGUACACAAACUUUCCAAAAAACAAAACCACAGAUAAAUGUGUACUGGUGGCAGAUUCUGUCUGGGCCCUCACUAAGCCAUGGGCAGCUCAGUGAGCUGUCGCCCUUCUCCUGGCCAUGCCAUUGUAAUAAUGACAGUGAUUCUUGUCAUUAUCAGGAAGAGGAGAAGUUGAAACUGGGGUGUGAAUCAGCAUUCAGUCGGAAACCGAACAAAACUGAAGAACAGCAAACAGGGAGAAGAUUCAUGUGAACUAUGGGUUAAACCUGAAGGUGGACAACAGUGAAAGAAAGGACUGGGGGGUGGGGGGUUCACAGAGCCAGCAGCAAGUACUUAUUGUCAUCAUUAGGGCGCAUGCUCAAGGGAGUAGGCUUCUGCUCCACCACCCUCCGCCCAUCCACUUGGUAUAGUGAUGACCUUACAUUUGUUGGCCACGUUCCUCACAGGAAAGUAUCACACUUCAUUCCCUUCCCAUCCAAAAAAAAAGGAAGCCAUCUCCAUAAGCACAAUGGUACAUGUCAUUUAUUUUGUACAUGUUUUGUGCCAUGGCAAACUGCUUUGUCUGUUCGGCCUCGACAGAAACCAGGCCUCGAUUCAGGGCUGUAACAUAGAGGUAGACUUUAGUAUACAACCUGUUUUAAAGCCUUUCGUUGUGACGUUGACUGGCUCACACAUCCGAGUGCCCCGACAUUGUGGUGCCAGUCGUGAUCGCUGCCUCUGCAGAAUGUCAAUAAUUGGCUGUGAUCAAAGCCUAAAGACUGACUGGAUGCACGCCAUGUCAAUGUUUCUGAGGAAACUGCAAUUGUAUGGAUCAUGCGGUUGCAGAUUGCUUGAAAAACCGGGGGAAAAAAAACAUUGAGUAUUUGUGUUAUAUGAUUCCACGUAUUGCUCAAUAUUUGCAGUGUUACUGUAAAAGCUACAUUUAUUCAGGGUUCAGUUCAAACUAAAAUGAUCGUUUUUCCA